Molecule: messenger RNA, 1824 nt
Organism: Cyprinodon tularosa
Lineage: Eukaryota; Metazoa; Chordata; Actinopteri; Cyprinodontiformes; Cyprinodontidae
Gene: tcp11l1
Product: t-complex 11, testis-specific-like 1
Exons: 10
Coding region: 316-1806 (496 amino acids)
Biological process (GO): signal transduction
Source: RefSeq, a predicted model, not a curated record
ACUAGCUCCGCCCAUAACAGGAAGUGUCCGUUUUCUCAGACACUGCGAUGAGCUGAUGGAAAUUUUUGAGCUGCGACGUCAAUAGAAUCGAGUUUUUCAUUUGGAAAACCCAGAACUGCUUCUGUCGGAGAUUCUCCACUGCUGAUCGGAAGGUGUAAAUAAAUCAGAGGAGUCACCGCAGCGCCAUGUGUGAGCUGUGAAGGAGAAGCUGUGGGAUUUGUUGUUGUUGUGGGCUAAGAGUCAUCCUGCUAACGGUGAAGAAGUUGAGCUCUACAGAUACGGAGCAUCUCUUAACGCCCAGCUUUUAAAUAAAGGAUGCCUAAGGAGGGAGACCGCUCUGAGGGCAGAGGAGAUGAGGAGUUAAAGGAUGUGUCUGAGGGGAAUGCAGUGAAGAGGAGCAGGGCCAACACACCGAGCCCCCACAGAGGAAACACUCCACAAGCCAGCCCACCCAGGUUUGUUUCUGUGGAGGAGCUGAUGGAGACUGCUAAAGGGAUGACCAACAUGGCUUUAGCUCAUGAAAUCAUUGUCAAUCAGGACUUGCAGUUCAAGCCAACAGAGCUUCCUGAAAGAAGUUUGGAGCGCCGGGUGAAGGAGACCAUGCACCAAGCCUUCUGGGACUGUUUGGAGGAUCAGCUGAAAGAGGAUCCUCCAUCAUACCAACAUGCCAUCAAACUUCUGGGAGAGAUUAAAGAGACGCUGCUGUCUUUUUUGCUGUCCGGCCACGGACGCCUUCAUUCCCGCAUCGAAGAGGUUCUUGAUCUGCCGCUAAUCCAGCAGCAGGCUGAAAACGGAGCUCUAGAUAUCGGCCAGCUGUCCCAGUUUAUCAUUGAAAUGAUGGGUUCUCUAUGCGCCCCAUGCAGAGAUGAGGACAUCAAGAAACUGAAGCCGAUCACCGACCUUGUGCCUCUGCUGAAGUCCAUUUUCUCUGUGCUGGACCUGAUGAAGGUGGACAUGGCUAACUUUGCAGUGAAGAGCAUUAAGCCACAUCUCAUGCAGCAGUCGGUUGAGUAUGAGAGGAACAAGUUCCAGGAGUUUCUGGAGAAACAACCAAAUGCCUUAGACUACACAGAGAAGUGGCUGGAGGAAACGGUGAAAUCUCUGAGAGAAACAGACGGUUCUGCUGCUGCUUCCAGUGACCCCCCUUCCCUCCUCCCAUUAAAUGUUCAUAAUCACGCUUAUCUUCGCCUGCUCAGGUGGGAUCAUGCUUCAGACCCUUUCCCAGAGACGGUGCUGAUGGAUCAAGUUCGGUUCUUAGAGAUGCAGCAGGAGGUGGAGCGGUUAGUUCUGCUCUCCUCUGUGCUCCUUGUUGUCUACACCACCACAGGAGACGCCAUCUCUGGCCUCCCAGGACUGAUGGAGUCGCUUAAAAACACUGUCAGUGUCAUGCUCACAGAAAUGCACGUUCCGUCAUUCAACAUGCAGGAGGCCUUAGCGACCAUUGGGGAGAAACUGUGUGUGGAGCUGAGCCAGUGUUUAAGCCAACAUGGCUUCCCUUCCCUCACAGCUGAGCGUAAGAGCACUCUGAAGGGGCAGAUCUCUGCCACCAUCCAUCCAGACAACACAGUCCGAAAGCUAAUGGACUCUCGGAUUCAAAGCUAUCUCCUGGCUGCCCUGGAAUCCAGUCAGCACAAGACACCUCCUCCUCUCCCAGGAGGUCUGGCUCCGGUCAGCAGGGAACUUGGAGAGCUCUCGGUCCGCUUCAGCCGCCUGGUCAACUACAACAAGCUGGUUUUCUCUCCGUUCUACCAGAAGAUCCUCCAGAAUGCACCAACUCCUGAAGAGGGCCCUAGCAUAGAGACAUAAAGCCCCCCCCCCCCCCCC